Glycine soja is the source of this 2151-nucleotide messenger RNA. RefSeq names its product pentatricopeptide repeat-containing protein At5g56310-like. Bases 64 to 1461 code for a protein of 465 amino acids. NCBI's taxonomy places the organism in Eukaryota, Viridiplantae, Streptophyta, Magnoliopsida, Fabales, Fabaceae. Gene Ontology annotation, biological process: RNA modification. The record is from RefSeq and is a predicted model, not a curated record. The transcript has a single exon. Gene Ontology annotation, molecular function: RNA binding; protein binding.
GCUUAGCAUAGCAGUUACCAGUUACCAGUUACCACGCUCCUCAGAAUUGGGUUGUAUCUUCAAAUGUUGGCGCCAAAAUUGCAACCCUUUAAACCACCGCCGCUGCAAAGAACCCUCGCCACUCUGGCACUCAUAUCCGACAAAUGCACAACCCUAGACCAGCUGAAGCAGGUCCAUGCCCAGAUGAUCGUCUCCGCCGUCGUCGCCACCGACCCCUUCGCCGCGAGCCGCCUGUUCUUCUCGUGCGCCCUCUCCCCCUUCGGCGACCUCUCCCUCGCUUUCAGAAUCUUCCACUCCACCCCGCGUCCCAACUCCUUCAUGUGGAACACCCUCAUCCGCGCCCAAACCCACGCGCCCCACGCGCUCUCCCUCUACGUAGCCAUGCGCCGAAGCAACGUCCUCCCCGGCAAGCACACCUUCCCCUUCCUCCUCAAGGCAUGCGCUCGUGUGCGCUCGUUCACAGCUUCCCAACAGGUCCAUGUACAUGUCAUCAAGUUCGGGUUGGACUUUGAUUCCCACGUGGUUGAUGCAUUGGUUCGAUGUUACUCUGUUUCGGGACACUGCGUCAGUGCCCGUCAAGUGUUUGAUGAAACGCCUGAGAAAAUUUCGAGUCUUUGGACCACUAUGGUUUGUGGGUAUGCCCAGAAUUUCUGCUCCAACGAGGCUUUGAGGCUGUUUGAGGAUAUGGUUGGGGAGGGCUUUGAGCCCGGUGGGGCCACCCUGGCGUCAGUGUUGUCCGCAUGUGCCCGGUCGGGUUGUCUUGAGCUUGGGGAAAGGAUUCAUGAGUUUAUGAAGGUGAAAGGGGUUGGACUUGGAGAGGGAGUGAUACUCGGGACAGCGUUGGUUUACAUGUAUGCGAAGAAUGGGGAGAUUGCGAUGGCGCGGAGGUUGUUCGAUGAAAUGCCAGAGAGGAAUGUUGUUACUUGGAAUGCUAUGAUCUGUGGGUUGGGUGCUUAUGGAUAUGUGGAUGAUGCGCUUGGUUUGUUUGAGAAGAUGAAGAAAGAGGGGGUUGUUGUUCCCAAUGGUGUCACCUUUGUUGGAGUUUUAUCGGCUUGUUGUCAUGCUGGCUUGAUUGAUGUUGGUCGUGAGAUUUUUCGGUCAAUGAAGUCGGUGUAUGGAAUUGAGCCGAAGAUUGAGCAUUAUGGGUGCUUGGUUGAUCUUCUUGGGAGAGGGGGUUGGUUGUUAGAGGCGGUGGAGCUGGUGAAAGGAAUGCCGUGGAAAGCUGAUGUGGUUAUUUUGGGAACUUUGUUGGCAGCUAGCAGGAUUAGUGGAAAUACUGAGGUUGCUGAAAGAGUGGUGAAGGAUAUUCUUGCUCUGGAACCUCAGAAUCAUGGUGUUCAUGUUGCUUUGUCUAAUAUGUAUGCAGAGGCUGGACAGUGGCAGGAAGUUUUGAGACUGAGGAAGACAAUGAAAGAAGAGAGACUCAAGAAGGCUCCAGGGUGGAGCCUUGUUGCCACUUAGAGUUUCUAUCAUGCCUUGUUGUGUAUAGCAAAUAUUGGUCAUUGUGGAAAAGAUUUUAUUCUUUCAUUGUUAACAAAAGGUGAGGCAGUGAGUUAUACCGGUCCACACUUCUUGAUAACCUGAUGCAGCAUUUUCAAAACAGUUAUGGUGCUAAAUGAAGUGUUCCUACACUACUGCAAGAAUACCGCAAAAUGACAUAUUAUCACAUCCUAGUAGCAAGAACGUGAGUAUACUGCACUAGGUUCAAAGGAUACCAUUGAUUUUUGCUCAGAACUACUUGAGCAGGAACAGGACAAAAGUCAAAUAUCAUAGUGUGCUUGGUGUUGAAGCCCCUUAUAUCAGCUGAGCAACUUUCAAAGGUUUUACUUCUAUCCAAUCCCUGGUAUUGGCUGGAACUCAUGGACCGAAGGGAGAAUUCUAUGAGGCUUUCUUUCAUAUUGCUUGGUGUUUCUGUAGCAGAUAUAUAAAGGUAUAGCCUUUCAUCAUACUGACUUGCUGAGAUAAGACAAGACACUACCAAAGUCUUGUCAAUUUAUAGUAAAUGCCAAAGUUCAAUACAUAAGUUAUGUUCUUACUUGUAUGCUUGCUUUGGGUGAUCAAAUAUUGUCCAUCUGUCAUGGUCAUUGAAACAUGGAAGAGCUACAUUCAUCAGUUGAGUAGAUUAGAUGGAAAUGGAAGUUGGCUUGUUAA